AGCUCCUCAGCUCCACCCAUUUCGCCGUCGGUAAAAACGAGUACCACCGACCGAGACAUUACGGAGAAGCACAGUCGACGCGACGUCGUCCUUUGGAAUUUUGCCAGUGUAACAUCUGGAACUGCCUGCUUCUUAUAAUCCACCAAAAGCCACAAUGCCGAACUGGGGCGGAGGCAACAAGUGCACGGCGUGCCGCGGCACGGUGUACCACGCCGAGGAGGUGCAGUGCGACGGCAAGAGCUUCCACAAGGGCUGCUUUCUCUGCAUGGUGUGCAGGAAAGGUCUGGACAGCACCACGGUGACCAUUCACGACCAAGAGAUCUACUGCAAGUCGUGUUACGGCAAGAAGUACGGUCCGAAAGGCUACGGCUACGGGCAGGGGGCUGGCACGCUCAACAUGGACCGAGGGGAGCGGCUGGGGAUCAAACCCGAGCAGUCGCCGUGUCACAGGCCCACCACCAACCCCAACCCGUCCAAGUUCGCCCAGAAGUUCGCAGGAUCGGAAAAAUGCGCUCGCUGUGGCGACUCCGUGUACGCCGCAGAGAAGAUUAUGGGUGCGGGCAAGCCGUGGCACAAGAACUGCUUCCGCUGCGCCAAGUGCGGCAAGAGCCUGGAGUCCACCACCCAGACGGACAACGAAGGAGAAAUCUACUGCAAGGCUUGUUACGCCAAGAACUUCGGGCCGAAAGGAUUUGGCUUCGGCCAAGGAGCGGGCGCCCUGGUCCACGCAGAGUGACAACACGGCCACCAGUACUCACCGCUUGUUUGCUUUUAAGACUUCUCAAAUAAAACAAUAAACCCCUCACAUAAAAGUUCA
This is a messenger RNA of Phyllopteryx taeniolatus (common seadragon), 817 nucleotides long. It is a transcript of the gene csrp2, whose product is annotated as cysteine and glycine-rich protein 2. Gene Ontology annotation, biological process: sarcomere organization; muscle tissue development. Gene Ontology annotation, molecular function: actinin binding; structural constituent of muscle. The transcript has 6 exons. The record is from RefSeq and is a predicted model, not a curated record. Gene Ontology annotation, cellular component: Z disc; nucleus; cytoplasm. Lineage: Eukaryota; Metazoa; Chordata; Actinopteri; Syngnathiformes; Syngnathidae. Bases 155 to 736 code for a protein of 193 amino acids.